Molecule: messenger RNA, 1167 nt
Organism: Rhinolophus ferrumequinum (greater horseshoe bat)
Lineage: Eukaryota; Metazoa; Chordata; Mammalia; Chiroptera; Rhinolophidae
Gene: LRRC10B
Product: leucine rich repeat containing 10B
Exons: 1
Coding region: 143-1021 (292 amino acids)
Molecular function (GO): protein binding
Source: RefSeq, a predicted model, not a curated record
CGGCCCCCCUCCCGGCGCAGGGGCAGGCCGGGGCGGGGGGCCCCGGAGCCGGCGCGGCCUCCGCCCCGUCGGGGAGACCAGGGGGCCGCCAGGUUGGAGCGAUGCCGGACGGCGGCGGCGGCCCCGGCUGGGGCCGGUGACCAUGGGCAUCGCCGAGUCCACUCUGGACGAGCUGCCGUCGGACGCGGAGGAGCAGCUGCGCCACGGCGAGCAGCAGCUGGAGCUGAGCGGGAAGCGGUUACGGCGGCUGCCUAGCGCCGUUUGCGCCCUGAGCCGCCUGGAGAAACUGUACGUGAGCGGCACGGGGCUGCGUGAGCUGCCGGAGGAGAUCGAGGAGCUGCGUGAGCUGCGCAUCCUGGCACUCGACUUCAACAAACUCGAGCGCCUGCCCGACGGCCUAUGUCGCCUGCCGCGCCUCACUCGCCUCUACCUGGGCGGCAACCGGCUGCUGGCGCUGCCCAACGACUUCUCACAGCUGCAGAGCCUGCGCUGCCUCUGGAUCGAGGGCAACUUCCUGCGGCGCUUCCCGCGGCCGCUGCUGCGCCUGGUGGCGCUGCAGUCGCUACAGAUGGGCGACAACCGGCUGCGCGCGCUGCCCGCCGAGCUGCCGCGCAUGACGGGCCUGCGUGGCCUCUGGCUCUACGGCAACCGCUUCGAGGUGUUCCCGCCCGCGCUGCUGCGCAUGGGCCGCCUGCACAUCCUCGACCUGGACCGAAACCGCCUGGGCGGCUUUCCGGACCUGCACCCGCUGCGCUCCCUGCGCGUCUUCUCCUACGACCACAACCCGGUUACUGGUCCUCCGCGUGUCGCAGACACUGUUUUCCUCGUGGGCGAGGGCGCCGUCGAGCGCAUGGCGGAGCGCGACGAGCCCAUCCCCCGGCCUCCACCUCGGCGCCGGGCUCGGGCCUUUGAGGACGAGGAGGAAGAAGACCUGCUCAUAGGGGGCGGUGGUUCCAGGGCUCUGGGGCCCCCCGGGGGCAGCCUCCGCGCCCUGGAUGCCGCUCCAGGACUGGGCACCUGAGCCUGUGCUCUGGGAGAUGGGCUCCGGCCACUCUGGGAGGAGGUGCUCUGGGAAGGUCUUUGGAAGCGGUGGGCAGAGGAGGGGCGACUUUGGGUGAGCUGCAGAGGAUAGGCAGUCCUGGGGGCCAUCUUCAGACAUCUGCCUCC